AUUUUUAAAUUUAUUGGAGAGAAUUUAAAUUUUUUACAAAAUUUAGUAAAGCACAUAAAAAAUAAAAGUAUUUCUGAAAUACUUCUAAAACUUUUGAUUAAUGUAGGAACUGAUUCUAAUAAUGAAAUAGACGAAUUUAAAGUAUAUUUUAUUUAUAUUUUAUAUUAUUUUUUAAAAAAGGAAUAUAGAAUAUUUAUUUUAGAUUAAUUACAUUAAAAAUUAAAAAAUAUAAAUGAAUUAGAUGGAGUAGAAAAAGAAAAUAUAUGCUUUAUAAUUAGCGAAAUAUUUUAAUAGCAUCUAAAUAAUAAUAAUAAUAAUAUAUGCAUUUAAACUUGUUUAAUUUUUUUAUUAAAUGAUGAAUGUAUAAAAAUUUAUUUUUAAGGAGUUUUAGAAAGUAAAUAUUUGACUUGUGAAGCUAAUAAUCUUUUAUAAGUAUUAUAUUAUUAUUGUAAUAAAUAAAAAAUCAUAAAACAUAAAUUAUCUGAAGAGCAUGAUGCUAAGCUUGAUAAUGAAAAAUUAGUAAUGCCUGCUUAAAAUUUAUUUUUUGAAAAUCUUUCUAAAUUAAUAGAUAUUAUUUAAGUUAAACAGGAAAACUAUGGUCAUUAAACCACUUAUGGUGACUAAAUAAUACCUUUUAGUAUAGGAAAGUUAAAAAUAAUUGAAUUAAUUUCUUAAAUAAUGAAAACUGAAAAUAUAACUUUUAUUGAAAAAAUUGUUUAGAAUAAUAUCUUUCAAAUAAUUUUAGAAUUAAUGUUAAAAUAUCCUUGGAAUAAUUUAUUACAUUGCUUUGCAGAUAAAAUUAUAACUGAUGGAUUAAAUAUUAUUUAUGAGCACAAAUCAGAUAUUGUAAAAAAAUAUAUGUUCGAAAAAUUCAAUAUACUGGACUUUAUAUCAUAAAACUCUUAAGAUGAAUUUUGUAAAGGAUAAGCUAUGAAAAAUAGUAUUAGAAAAGGUUAUAUUGGGUUUUUGACUAAUUUAGCUAGAAAAUUAUAAGAUAAUUCUAAUUAAGAAAUAGAAAAUUAUAAAAAAUAAAAUAAAAACUGGAGUAUAUAUUUAAAUGAAAAGUUUUUUAAAAUACAAACUAUUGAAGAUUAAUAACUUGGAGGAUCUGAUCCUAAAAAAAUGAAAGAAAAUGAUUAAUUUAAUGAACAUAAAUUAGAAAUUGAUAUAUAAAAAAUAUAUGAUAAUUUUAGCACUUAUUUUCAAUAGUAAAACAAAGCUGAAAUUAAUGAAAUUGAAGAGAAUGAUUUAGAUAGUGAUGAUUAAGAAGCUGAGGAAAAAUUUUAAUAAAUUACAGACUAUGAUUAGGAGAUUUAAAGUGAAUGUUUGCUAAGAGCAUUAUUUUAUAAUAUAUUUAUUAAGAAAAUGCUAAUGAAAUUAUCAGAGACAUAUAAAAGUAAAACAAUCGAAUUAGUUUAAGAAAAUACUGUAGUAGGUUAUUAAGGUUGGUGCACUGUAUUUUCAGAAAUGCCAAUAUUUGAGGGUUUAUAUUAUUGGGAAGUAGAAAUAUUACCACCAAAACUUCCUUUACCAUUUAAUGAAGUACAGCCACAUGUUCGAAUAGGAGUUGGCCUAAAUAAAUGCAAUAUGGAAUUACCUUUAGGUGCAGAAGAAAUUUCAUAUUGUUAUAGAGAUAGGGAUGGGCACAUAUUAAAUAAUGGAGUUAGUUAUGAAUAUGGAAAUGGUUAUAAUAUAGGAGAUGUAAUAGGCGUUUUAAUGUAUAUGUCUCCACCAAAACCUAAAAUUAAAUAUAAAGGAAAAUUAGUUGCAGACAAUAAUAAUGAAGUGAAUGAAAACAGUUUAAUUUACUUUUUUUUAAAUGGAGUUUGCUAAGGAAAAGCGUUUGAAAAUAUUAAAUAGGGUUUUUAUUAUGCAGGAAUAUGUAGAGAUUAAGCAUGCGAUUUAUAGUAUUGUAUGAGUUUAUAAGUCGUAGCAGCAGAAAAUAGAAGGAGAAAUAUAGAUAUUUAAGGGUGUGAGACAUAAUAUAAAACAAUGAAUUAAUGUAUUGAUAUAGAACUUAAAAGAAUAUAAGGCCUUGAAUAAUAAUUAAGAUAAGCUGUUUUAGGUGAAGAAAAUAUAAACGAGAAACCUAUAAUUCUAACAACUAGUGGAAACAAGUCUUAACCUAUAGAAAUUAAAAUAUGA
Messenger RNA from Ichthyophthirius multifiliis, 2145 nucleotides. Its product is annotated as trithorax protein ash2, putative. Gene Ontology annotation, cellular component: Set1C/COMPASS complex. NCBI's taxonomy places the organism in Eukaryota, Ciliophora, Oligohymenophorea, Hymenostomatida. The record is from RefSeq and is a predicted model, not a curated record. The transcript is spliced from 8 exons. The annotation marks the transcript as partial. Gene Ontology annotation, molecular function: transcription cis-regulatory region binding; protein phosphatase binding.